Molecule: messenger RNA, 2427 nt
Organism: Necator americanus (New World hookworm)
Lineage: Eukaryota; Metazoa; Nematoda; Chromadorea; Rhabditida; Ancylostomatidae
Exons: 24
Coding region: 1-2427 (808 amino acids)
Source: RefSeq, a predicted model, not a curated record
AUGAACACACUUCUUCUGACUCUUUUCCUUGCAAGCCUGCAGCUCUACAACAACGCAGUCGCUUCAGCUGCAGGUUUUAAAUGUCAUAACUCGCUAAUUUCUGACCAAUGGCGUAGUGUAAUCCUGGAUCUUAUCAAUGGUUUUCGUCGAACAGUAGCAAAAGGAGAGCAAGAAGGUAAAGACGGCGUGACACUGCCAACGGCAGUGAGUAUGAAUCAAUUGGAAUGGGAUUGCAAUAUAGAAGCAGAAGCACAAGAUGCUGCUAAGACUUGCCCCGAUACGAUCUCACCUCUACCCGCGUUCCAAACCAAGGGUUAUACUCUCGGCCAUAUAAUUCUAAAGGGCACAAUUAAGGCUAACAACUGUGACGCUACCAAAACAGCAAAAGAUUUGCUGACUGAACUAUGGGCCACCGCUGCUGCAAAACAGACGAAUCAGGCAGCGGAAAGGAGCAAUAAUGAGUUCGCUCAGCUCGCCCACAACAAAGUGAGUGCAUUCGCAUGCACAUACCAAAUUUGCCAAGCGACAAGCUACUACCUCCUAUGUUUCUUCAACCAGAAAGCACCCACCAAUGGCGAUGUCUAUACGGCAGAUGCGAAGGGUAAAUACUGCAGUGAUGAGGCCGCCUGCCCCACUUGCGUAGAUGGACUUUGCGAAAGAACUCCUGAACCAGCACUUUUCAAGAGCACAUUUUGCGGUACCGGUAACAGUGCCUGUACAGGUAAGUUUUCGGACAACUUUAGACGUACUGCACUGGAAAUGCACAACUACUACAGACGCCUCCUUGCUACAGGAUGGACGAAGUCUGGUGAAAGCUAUGCAAAACCAGCAACAAAAAUGAUUGAAUUGCAAUAUGACAAGACUCUCGAAGACGCUGCUAUAAAGGAGAUUAAAGACUGCAAAGCUAAUCUAAACAAUGCAGUCGAAAAAAACUUCUGGAGCUUGGAUGUCACCACAUCCAAGAAUAUUGGUGAGGACGCCAUUAAAAAGGCAGUGGCAAAAUGGUGGAAGUCUUCUGGAAAAGAAGCUUUUGGAGGCAACCGCAAAAAUACCAAAGGUCUCAUGUCUGCGGCAAAUAUAGCAUUCGACGGAGCCACUAAGGUCGGCUGUGCUAUAGAUGCUGGAGCAGCAUGCCUGAAACUCGGAAAGCUAUAUAUUCUGUGCAAAUAUGACAAGUCACCUGCUAUAGGUGAAGAGAUCUACGAAGCUGGAAAUAAGGCGUGUUCGAAGUGCGCAAGUACCGAUUUCAAUUGCCAAAAUUCAUUGAUUUCUGAGAGCUGGAGGGAGGUAGUUUUGAAAACCAUCAAUGAUUUGCGGCGAACAGUAUCGAAAGGAGAACAAAAAGGUCAAGGAAAUGCGGAUUUGCCGAAAGCUAAGGAAAUGAACGAACUGAAUUGGGAUUGCAAUAUAGAAGCAGCAGCUCAGACCGCUGCUGCGGAGUGUCCUGCUAAUCCUCAACUACCCACAUACACUGCUGCAGGAGCUGCCACCUAUAAAAUCGGAUCUCUGAAAGCAACAGCUACUGUGAAAGCCAGUUGCGAUGCCACAUCAACAACAAAAGAUCUUCUGAAUACAGCGUGGAAAGCUGCAGUUGAGAAGCAGGCAGAUGAGAAGGCAGUUGCAGACAACACAGCGUUCAGUCUGAUUGCUCGCGACAAAGCUGAUGCAUUCGCAUGCACAUAUCAAGUCUGCAAGUCAGAAUUCUACUUGCUCUGUUUCUUCAACCAAGAAGCUCCAGCACCAGGUGCUGACGUGUACACCAAAGAAGCUGCUGACUACUGCACUGGGCAGAACUGCAAAUGUGUGAACGCACUUUGUCAAACAACUUUACAGCCAGCAAUUUUCACAAGCACAAUCUGUAGUACGUGCGAUGGAGAGUUCUCAGACAAUGUUAGGCUUACUGCAUUAGACAAGCACAACUACUACAGGCGUCUUCUCGCUACAGGAUGGGCGAAAUAUGGCACAAACUAUGCGAAACCAGCUACAAAAAUGAUUGAAUUGCAAUACGAAAAGACGCUUGAGGAUGACGCGAAACAAAAAAUUGCAAACUGCCCCGACGGAUUAGCUGCUGCAGAUCAAGAAAACCUUUGGAUGAAAGAUGGCACCGGAUUCGACACACCAUUUGAAGACGCUAUGAAAAUGGCUGUGGAUGAAUGGUGGGCACCUUUUGAGAGCACAGGCUUCGGAGACGACCUCAAGAACACAGCAGCCCUCAAGACCGCCGCGUACAUAUCAUAUGAUGAAGCCACCAAGAUUGGUUGUGCUGUGGAGUCCUGUGUGAAAAAAGGUCGCCUAUAUAUCCUCUGCAAAUAUGACUCGGCACCAGCUAUAAAUGUUGUUAUCUACGCAUCUGGCAAUACCUGUUCAAAAUGCAGUGCUACCGCGAGCACUAAGUGUUCUACACUCGACGGAUUGUGCGUGGCGUGA